This is a messenger RNA of Perkinsus marinus ATCC 50983, 795 nucleotides long. RefSeq lists its product as hypothetical. Gene Ontology annotation, molecular function: nucleic acid binding; zinc ion binding. Lineage: Eukaryota; Perkinsozoa; Perkinsida; Perkinsidae. The record is from RefSeq and is a predicted model, not a curated record. The annotation marks the transcript as partial. The transcript has a single exon.
GCUGAAGGCCAUGUCGCUCUUAUCAAGGCACUUGACAUCAAGCACAUGAAUCGCCUAGAGAUGCGUGCAGUCGAGGUUAAAUGGCUCGGCAUGCGCCAACAACCUGGGGAAUCUAUUCCUGCUUUUGCUGACCGCGUGGAAGACAUUGCUCACAUCAAGGAAACCCUGUCUGGCGUUUCGGUGUUGGAUGCUCAGAUGAGCGAAAGACUUGCUGAUGGCUUGACUGACGGUGACUCUAUCUUGGCUAAAAGUCUUAUCGAUCCCUUAUUGAAGAUGCCCUAUGAGGAGUUUAAGCAGUCUAUGCUCAGCUUCCUUGAGUCUAUGAACAGUGCGGCACAUCUCAAUUUCCUCAAAGGCUCGUCAAGGUCAUCUCAGCUGCCUCAAAAUCUCCGUCAGUCAUCGCCGAAGCGAGCCGAGGGUAACUCCAAUGCCAGUGAGGGCAAGGUACACUCGACCGUUGCACUGGAGCUGGGUUUGGACAAGGAUGCAUGCAUCCGUUGCGGGCAUGCAGGACAUCGCGCUGGUUCUUGUACUGGUGAUAUUAUAUACCGCCAACAUGACCGCUGUGAUCGUUGUGGCAAACUGAUCAUCGGUGAGACUACCAAAAGUCACAAAUGUGACCGUUCCCGUUUUCGGUGCUCUCGCUGCAACAAAACUGGUCAUCUAUCGGGUGUCUGUCGCUGUGGAUUACGUCCUGUUCGACCGAAUCAGUCAGUUGGUGGAAAGGAGCACACCCGAGCGGCUACCUCAUCUACCGAGGGUGACGCCGACUCGGCGUCACCGAGGAAGCUGUAG